AUCCGGCUGCGCUAUUUCCAAGCAGCUGCUACAGUCAGAAAUGUUUUUCUAAGAGGGACUGUCUAUUUCGUUUGCGAAGCAGCUCUAGGACAACCGCGUAGGACAAUUGAAGUUGUGCUCCACGAUCAAGACUGUUUAUAGAGCUGCUAUGCUGGGGACGUACACGAAAAGAUCUACCAACGAUGUGUACGACACAUCAGAAGGAGCGCUCCCCUUUCGUCUGCAGCGUAUCGCAGAAGAAGAUCUCGGCGAAACGCCUACGAGGAGGAAAGAAUCGUUGGAGAUGCUAGCCAAGCUUAUAUCAGAGGAGCCAGAGCUAGACGCGAGAAGGGAUGCCGAGUUUCUCCUCCGUUUCCUGCGCGUGCGCAAGUACAACGUGGAGGCGGCCAUGCAGACCAUCAGAAACUACUACUACAACCGGUGCGCCUGCGAUUCCGUCUACCGCGAGUAUUUGCCCUCGGCGGUGCCCCCCUUUGCUCGGAAACUCGCCAUGGUUCUGCCAGGCAAAGAUCGACAUGGACGUCCAGUCUUUCUCUGCAAUAUAGUUGUAGGCGCAUGGAAUCCGAAGGAGGUAACGCAGGCCGUCUUUCAACGCGCCUGUCUCAUGUGCCUGGAUUUCAUGACGUCGGAUCCGUCGGCACAGACUGUCGGUAUGGUCCUGAUCAUGGACUGCCAGCUUUUUGCCGUAGAAAACGCUCUGUCGUUUAAGCCUGGUCUCAUCAAGAGGGGGAUUGAAUACCUGCAGGAUUGCAUGCCGUCCAGGUUGAAAGCUUUCCACGUCGUUCGACAGGCGAAUGCUUUCGACAUAUUUUACGCUAUCAUGAAGCCUUUCAUGAAGAGCAAACUGACCAGAAGGUUUAAAUUUCACGGGGAAAACUUCGAGAGUCUCCACGAGGAAAUUUCACCGGAACAACUUCCGGCACAGUUUGGCGGCCAGGCGCCGCCACUCGACUACGAUACGUUCUGGAGUAAAAUGGACGAGUUGGAAGAUGCAUUUGAAGCAGAUAACCGCUACGGCUACUCCAAGAAGAACAUCGGCGACUUUGCUACGCAGGAGGAAGUUGAAGAAGCUUUGGAAUUUCUCUGAUUUAGAAUGCAAUUGGAGCAAAUAUAUUGAAUUGGUUAAAAGGUAAAAAAGGUUUUGGAAUCAUCCGCAGUCGCAAUAUAAAACAAGCGAAAUUCGUUCCACGGGGGUUAGACACUGGGAUACAUUGAAGUUUCUCUGAUGUAGACGGCAAUCUGAUUAAAUAUUGUAACCGACAGUUACGACAACAGUUUCUAAUAAAACUGUUUUA
This is a messenger RNA of Dermacentor silvarum, 1295 nucleotides long. RefSeq names its product clavesin-2. Bases 149 to 1087 code for a protein of 312 amino acids. The record is from RefSeq and is a predicted model, not a curated record. The transcript has 5 exons. Gene Ontology annotation, cellular component: membrane. Gene Ontology annotation, molecular function: phosphatidylinositol bisphosphate binding. NCBI's taxonomy places the organism in Eukaryota, Metazoa, Arthropoda, Arachnida, Ixodida, Ixodidae.